GUGGGGUUCAGUGUCUUACCCAUUGACUUAUGGGCUUGCAAGGCGGGAAUUGAACCUGCAAACUUACGAUCAUGGGUCGACCGGCAUACCGCUGCACCACGAGGUACCUCCAUUGGGAACCUUCAUCAUCCUCUCAGGCAGAGAGAUGCUGAGGUGCUCAUCAAAGAAAACAUCAGCAAACGUCUCAAGGGUUCGGACUCUUACUUUGAAAGAGUGCAGUUGUUUAGUGUCUUGAUUUUCAAAAUAAAUCCUCCCAGACGCAUCACCUCUGCCUGUGAUUGGUGGAUAUGAUAAAGGUGCAGGUGCAGCUGCUGACUUACCUGUCUGCUUAAGGCAGCUGAGUGUUGUCCAAUCAGAGAGCAGCUCUGCUGGGAAAUGCGGCCAAACCUGUGUGACGGACGAGGAGAGGGAGGGCGGGCGGGCGAGUGCCACAGAUGCAGAGUGGAACUGUAACAGCGAGAGAGCAGACAUCCAGGAGGUCAGAGCACGCCGUGACAUCACUGUGACAUCAUGAGCUCCUCCGCUGGACACACACACAGGAGAUCCCGACCGGACUGCGUGACGUGACAGGUGGGGUCAUGUGACCCGCUAGCACUGGAACCGACGUCUGUGUGAGGAACCACGUCUAGUUCUGCAGUGCUGGAACAGGAACUGGGGUUUUCUUCAGGGAGGUGUUUGGACCUGCCCCCCUUGGAUCCGUUACGAACUGCUGCCAGCUCGUCCCACCCCCCCGACAUCGGGGACAUGGAGCUGAGGGAGGAGUGGCAGGACGAUGGCUUCCCCAGACCGCUGCCAGAGGAAGGCGACCCUCUGGAGGAGUCAGAGAGUCCAGCAGGAGCCAGCAGAGACCCUGCUCCACCCACCAGUCUGACUCUGUCAGGAGGCGUUGGGGGCGGGGCUAAAAAGCGUCUCGUGGCCCCAACCCUUAGCCUGACCUUGAACCAGCGGGACCCGCAGGACCCCAGCUGCGACAGCUUCUCUGCUGCUGCGCUCUCAGCCACAGACGAAACGCCGUCUCUGGACAUCAACUUAGACGCCCUGGAGACGCCGUCAGGCAGCGAGACGGGAACGCUGCCUGACGGCGUGCAUGACCUGGAGUGGGAGGAUGACCUCCCGCGGACCGGGAAGGGCAGGGCUGUGGGCGUGGCCUGGAGUCCGGCUGAGCCCUCAGAGGGUCUGAUGGAGCUGGAUCAGGUGGACAGUAAAGGGCGCCGCUGGCGACGGUUCCGCGUCUCUGGACAUGAGUUUCACGUGAACAUGAGCGUGCUGGAGCCGUACCUGCAGGUCCUGUCGCAUGGAGGUUACUAUGGAGACGGGAUGAACGCCAUCAUCCUUUUCACCUCCUGUUACCUGCCAGAGAACACGGUGGAGGACUACGGUUAUGUCAUGGAGAACCUGUUCAGGUACAUCGUUGGGACUUUGGACCUGAUGGUUUCAGAGAACUACAUGCUGGUCUACCUGUGCAGCCUGGCUCCCAGAAACAAACUACCUACCAUCAAGUGGCUCCAUCAGUGCUACACCUCCAUUGACAGAAGGUUGAAGAAGGACCUAAAGGGACUUCUGGUCGUCCAUCCCGCCUGGUACAUCAAGGCUCUGCUCACUCUGGUCAAACCCUUCAUCAGCGACAAGUUCAGCAAGAAGAUCACUUUCAUCCACAGUCUGCAGAAGCUCUCACAGUUCAUUCCCACAGAGCGACUGCAGAUCCCGGAGGCCAUCCGACAGUAUGAUGAGAAGCUGAACAGAUGACAGACGCUCCACCAAAGGCCCCACUGCUCCCUGGAAGGACCGUCCACACCAUGUUCUUGUUCUAGUGUCAUCGAUGGUUCUGAAGUCCUUCUGACUCGGGUCAGGGUCUGGACCAUGACGUCAUGUGAAGAGGGCGUGGUCUUUUUGUGUGGAGAUCCUGGUCUGUCAUGUUUUAAGACCAUGAAUGGUCGUGGAUGUUUACCCGUAAAUACACUUGGAACACUUUUUGCUGCACAAUCUGGUUCUGCUUGGUUGAACCUGGUUGUGGCUGUCCGUCUGGGCUUGUCCUGGAUGUGCACGUGAUGUCCACCAGGUUCUGGGAAACACGUCAGCAAGGAUCAGGAUCAGAGUCUAAAGUCAGGAUUUGGAUCUAAAUAUUAGUCUGUGAUAGCAACCAGGUCUGGAUCAGGAUCUGUCAGACUUUGCAUCGUCAGACCUCUGGUCUUGGGUCCAAAUCUUAAUCCUGUUCUGAACAGAGAUGUGGGUCUUGGUGUGGGAUCUGAGCUGAGUUGGGCCUGCUCAGAUAAGGGGUAUGUGGACCUGUACCCUGUGUUUGGAGGUUUGUCGGUCUAAUCUGGAUCUGAUCCAGUUCUGAGUCAGAAUAGGACUUUGAUUUUGAACUGGGUCUUGCUGUUGGGUUGGUUCUGGAUGUGGAUCCGUCUCUGGAUUUGGUUAGUGUUCCCCAGUUCAUUCUUUUGGAUGUUUUUGUUCUGAAACUGGUUCAGGCGGUUCUGCUGCUCAUCCACCUCUGUGUCUUUGUCUGGAAACUCUUUGGGUUCUGUUCUGUGACGGUGUUGUCUUCAGAAAAUCAACUCGUGAUGUCUUGAUUCAGAUCAGGUUCUGUAUUCCGACGAGGUUCCGGAUCAUUCCAGAAUCUGAAUUUCCUUUGGGUUUUAAUCUGGACUGGGUUCCUCAUCCCGAUCCAGACUCAGGAGCACCAACAGUCUCUGUGGUCCUGUUUCACUCUCCAGGCCAUGAAAGCCGUUACCAUGGUAACAUUAGCCCUCCAAUCAGCUGAGUGAGUUCAAAUGUGAUGUGAUCCAGGUGCAUUCUGGUGUCCUUGACUCUGUGGGAGGGGUCAAGAGGAGGACAAAGAAGGUGGUGGGAGAGAGGAAGAUGUUCUGGAGUGUGAAGAUGAGGAGCAGAGGAAGGACAGAGGCACAUCUUUCAGAACAAUCUCCAAAACCUGAUGAAAUGACUUCCUGGACAUCGGGAACAUCGAUCUUCCUGAGGAAUCAGAAGGGGGCGUGUCUUCAUUAGAACAUAAAAAUAAAAACAACCUUUUUAUCCGAA
This is a messenger RNA of Oryzias latipes (Japanese medaka), 3039 nucleotides long. RefSeq names its product BCL2 interacting protein like (gene bnipl). Gene Ontology annotation, biological process: apoptotic process. NCBI's taxonomy places the organism in Eukaryota, Metazoa, Chordata, Actinopteri, Beloniformes, Adrianichthyidae. Gene Ontology annotation, cellular component: cytoplasm. The record is from RefSeq and is a predicted model, not a curated record.